Messenger RNA from Knipowitschia caucasica, 252 nucleotides. NCBI's taxonomy places the organism in Eukaryota, Metazoa, Chordata, Actinopteri, Gobiiformes, Gobiidae. The record is from the annotation of a GenBank genome assembly.
AUGGGAGCAGCAACGUGCGAGGGGUCAGACACAAAGGUCGGACUCAGAGGUCAGACUCAGAGGUCAGACUCAGAGGUCGGACUCAGAGGUCAGACUCAGAGGUCGGACUCAGAGGUCGGACUCAGAGGUCAGACUCAGCGGUCGGACUCAGAGAAUGACAUUUUUGUUGUGAACGUCGCGAGUGCUGCACUGGAGGGCGAAGACAACACGCCGUCCUCAUUCAGAGAAACUAUUCCACGUCUGCAGAGCUGA